This is a messenger RNA of Hevea brasiliensis (rubber tree), 1202 nucleotides long. RefSeq lists its product as uncharacterized. The record is from RefSeq and is a predicted model, not a curated record. The coding region runs from base 39 to 1202 and encodes 387 amino acids. Lineage: Eukaryota; Viridiplantae; Streptophyta; Magnoliopsida; Malpighiales; Euphorbiaceae. The transcript is spliced from 2 exons.
UUCUCGUUCUGAACAAACCUCUUGUUUAUGCAUUAAUAAUGGCAAUCACGAGAUUCAAGAAAGGCAGUAAGGUGGAGGUAUUUAGCAAGAAAGAGGUCUGUACUGGCGCUUGGCUUUGUGCUGAAGUGAUCUCUGGGAAUGGGCAUACAUAUAGUGUGAAAUAUGGCUGGUUUCCAUCGACUGACAAACCAGUUGUGGAAAGGGUGCCAAGGAAGGCAAUUAGGCCCUGCCCACCUCCUGUGCAAGGGGUCGAUCAUUGGGUUUCUGGUGAUCUUGUUGAGGUUUUUCACAACCUCUCUUGGAAAACAGCAAGGAUAGUGAUGGUUAUGGGCAAGAACAACGUUUUGGUUAGAAUGCUUGGCAUGUCUGAAGGUUUGCGGAUCCAUAAAUCUCAUUUAAGGGUUCGACAGUGCUGGCAAGAUGGUAAAUGGAUUGUAGUUGGAAGGGGUUUGGAGAUCAGUGGCACGCCUAUGGGUAAAGGACAGCCAAAUACGCUGUUAAAUCACUAUGCUGGAGAUGAUUACUGUCCUGUUGAAAAAAGAACAAGAACAUUGAAGAGAGGAUCACCACUUGGCUUGUAUGAUCUUGAAGCUCAUCCAGUAACUGCUCAAAAGAAGAGACUGAUUGGAAAAGAAGGUAGCCAUCAUCGAAUUUGUACAAUUCAUCCAUGUCCAACUCUUGAAAAGGAUAUGGUUGUUUACCCAGAUGAAAUAAUGGGCAGAAAUCAUGUUCUCUCUUCCUUUAAUGUAUCAACAGCUGAGUUUUCUAGAGUGGAUGAAAGUGGGGGAAGUGAUAGUUUUCUUGUAAAGCCCUCAAGACCUGCGCAUACUAAUAGUUGUACAUCCUCUGUUGGUAGUUGCAGUUCUAUGGGCGAUGAUUAUCAAAACCUUUCCUUUAGAUUUUCUAUACCACACAGUAACAAGAUAGAGGAUUGCUAUUGUGAUGCUGAAUCAUCUUCAGGAGUGGAUUAUGCGAAAGAAGGACGUUUACUUUCUUCAGAUGCUCGAAUGGGAGUAGAACUCCAUAGGUCAGAAUUGUCUACAUAUUGUUCUGCUAUUCAGGAUUUGUAUGCUUUGGGGCCUUUGCGUUGGGAAGAUGAAGCAAAAUUGACAAAUCUACGGCAAAUGCUUCAUAUUUCAGAUGAUGAGCACUUGAUGGUGCUAAGAAAUUUGUUACCAGCUAAUAGUCUUCUUGUCAGCUGA